Molecule: messenger RNA, 2562 nt
Organism: Talaromyces marneffei
Lineage: Eukaryota; Fungi; Ascomycota; Eurotiomycetes; Eurotiales; Trichocomaceae
Exons: 8
Coding region: 1-2562 (853 amino acids)
Biological process (GO): GPI anchor biosynthetic process
Cellular component (GO): endoplasmic reticulum membrane
Source: RefSeq, a predicted model, not a curated record
AUGGCCGGAGCACUUUCGAAAUGGACCCUUUUCCUCGCCAAUGCAUUGAUACCUGUCGCGGUGCUGCUCUUCUGUUCUGGAUAUUUCCCAUAUAAACCAAUUCUGUCCGGAGCAGCUGAGCCGCCAGUAUGGGGAAAGGCACCACCGGUUUUUGACAAGGUCAUACUUAUGGUGGUUGAUGCUCUGCGCAGUGACUUUGUAUAUUCAAAUAAUUCCGGAUUUGUAUUCACCCAAGAUUUAAUCCGUACUGGCGCUGCGUGGCCUUUCACGGCACAUGCAAGUUCUCCAACGGUUACAAUGCCUCGAAUCAAGGCAAUAACAACAGGAUCAGUCCCAUCAUUCUCAGAUGUCGUGCUCAACAUUGCUGAGUCUGAGAGUAUGUCGACGCUUAUUCACCAAGACACUAUAAUCACUCAGCUGAAGUACGGCCUUCCUGGGAAGAUGUUGAUGUAUGGAGAUGAUACAUGGUUGAACUUGUUUCCCGAUACUUUUGACCGGUUUGAUGGGACGAGUAGCUUUUUUGUUUCCGAUUUCACCGAAGUGGAUAAUAAUGUUACGAGACAUGUCUCGCCGGAGCUCGCACAAGAUGACUGGUCUGUCAUGGUACUCCACUAUCUUGGACUAGAUCACAUUGGCCACAAAGCCGGACCCAAGAGCUCCCACAUGAUUCCCAAGCAAAGAGAAAUGGAUGGCAUCGUUGAGGAAAUCUAUAACGCAAUGCUCUCUGAGACCCAUCUAGAUUCGACCCUUCUGGUUCUGUUAGGCGAUCACGGAAUGAACGAAGCAGGAAACCAUGGAGGUUCAUCUGCAGGAGAAACAUCACCAGCAUUGACCUUCAUAUCUCCCAAGUUACAAAAGCAUUCAGAGAAUUCGGAGCUCAAAGGUCGGGACAGCCCUAUUGAGGCUGAAAAUUUUGAAUUUUACCAUACGGUUGAGCAAUCAGAUAUCACGCCAACGUUGGCGGGACUGCUUGGAGUACCUAUACCAUUGAAUUCUCUUGGGGUCUUUAUCCCGGAAUUCCUUGGCUUAUGGGGAAAUGAAGUGGACAGGGUGACCAUGCUCCUCGAAAACACCGUCCAAAUUCAAAACGUGAUCAAAAUGGCAUACCCCAAAUUUAGCACUAACGGCGACAAGAUCAACGAGGUGUCAAGCGCAAAUGGCACCGGUUUGGGAUCCUCCGCUCUCGAAAGACUUGAAUACGAAUUCAUAGCGGCUGGAUUGUCCAUGUCGCCCGACGAAAAAUCUACAAGGACACAUUACAAGUUCCUACAUUCGGCACAGAGUUUGAUGAGUGGUGCUGCUAGCAGCUAUAAACUUUCUAUGCUAUAUUCUGGCACUUUGACGGUAGCCUUUGCGUGCCUCGUCUCUGCAUUUAUUGCUUAUUAUACUUUACCGACACCUCUGGUCGCUUCUACGGUGUUCUUAUUUAUUACUUCUGUGCUACACGGCGCCAUGAUGUUCGCUAGCAGCUUCGUGGAGGAAGAGCAGCAGUUUUGGUAUUGGAUCACCACGGCUUGGACGGUUUAUAUUCAUUUGAGAGCAACAUCAUUCGGAUUGAAUAGACUAUCAACCAAGAGCAUCAUUUAUUCAAUAUCAUUUGCAGCAGCUGGGCGCAUAAUGCGCCGGUGGAAUCAGACUGGUCAGAAGUUUGCAGGCGAGCCUGAUAUUGUCCAGUACCUGUCUUCUUCUCAACCCAAACUGCUCUGGGCACUGGUUUUGCUAACAUACAUGGUGAAUUGUCAAUCCAUGAUUGGAUCAGCACCCUUCAGAAACGUGUUUGGCAAAUCGUUGUGGACGAUAUUAUCUAUCGCGGUGUCCUUCGCAGCCGUCGUCUUUAAAGUAUCGUUCACAGCAGCGGAUGCCCCAGAACUAUUGGAUCCGCUCAUACUCAGGAUUACACGGUGGGGAUUUCAGACCUCGCUUGUCUUCCAAGCCCGACUCGUAUUCAUUGGUAUUGCUUCACUUUUGGUAAUCUUCGUUAUUUCCAGCUUCACAUCACGGGGAGUCCAGAAUGCAGGACGAAAACGACUUUUUCAUGAGGCCAUUACUUUAUUCCUCAUCACCCAGUCACGCGCAACAAAUAUCCCUCUCUUCGUGCUAUUCAAAGUCCAAGCUUCGAUCAUCGAGCGAGUCGACCUGAACAGUAUAGAGACAACGCUGAACCUGAUCCUCAUGCAGCACGUGGCAUUCUUCGCCUUUGGCGGAUCAAAUGCACUAUCCUCCGUCGAUCUUUCAACGGCAUACAACGGUGUCAGCGAUUACAACGUCGUUGUCGUCGGAUUGUUGACAUUCGUAAGUAACUGGGCAGGACCGAUUUGGUGGAUGUCAGAGACGGCUAUAAAUCAGCGUCACUUGACUCAAACGGAGGCAACGAAUAGAGUCGCACUGCUGUCGUUCAAUACAACAAUGGAGUUGUUGGCUGUCAUGGCGGCUUGCACCAUUCUCAGGACACAUUUGUUUGUAUGGACAGUCUUUUCACCCAAAUUUUUGUAUAGCAUCGCAUGGGCAUUGGCAAAUCAUCUUGGCAUGAAUUUGUUGGCGACUUAUGGUCUGUCUUUAUAA